ACGGGUCUCCCUCUGUGGAUGCUUGGUCUGGGUGCGGACCUCUUGUGGGCCGACAUGAACCGCCUCCUCGCCUUCCUCUUCCAUCAGGGAGUGUUGGAUGAACAAUUCUUGCAGCUUCAGCAGCUGCAGGAUGAGACCUCCCCAAACUUCGUUUCCGAGGUUGUCAACAUUUAUUUUCACGAGUCCGAGAAGCUUCUCAGGAAUCUCAGAGCUUUGCUGAUGGAGAGGGAGUUUUCGGACUAUAAUAAAAUGGGGAUCCAUUUGAAUCAGUUCAUGGGUAGCAGUUCCAGCAUUGGCGCCAAGAGAGUUAGAAACGUUUGCGUUGCCUUUCGUGCCGCUACUGAACAAAACAACCGUGCUGGUUGCUUGCGAGCGUUGGAGAUGCUGGAGCAUGAAUAUUGCUAUCUCAAGAACAAAUUGCACGAAUUAUUCCAAAUUGAGCAGCAACGUGCUUUGGCUGCAGGAGUGAGGUACCCAUUGCAGAAUUAA
Abrus precatorius (Indian licorice) is the source of this 489-nucleotide messenger RNA. RefSeq names its product pseudo histidine-containing phosphotransfer protein 6-like. Bases 19 to 489 code for a protein of 156 amino acids. NCBI's taxonomy places the organism in Eukaryota, Viridiplantae, Streptophyta, Magnoliopsida, Fabales, Fabaceae. Gene Ontology annotation, biological process: phosphorylation; cytokinin-activated signaling pathway; phosphorelay signal transduction system. The transcript is spliced from 5 exons. The record is from RefSeq and is a predicted model, not a curated record. Gene Ontology annotation, cellular component: nucleus; cytoplasm. Gene Ontology annotation, molecular function: protein histidine kinase binding; histidine phosphotransfer kinase activity.